This is a messenger RNA of Oryzias melastigma (Indian medaka), 1647 nucleotides long. RefSeq names its product SREK1-interacting protein 1 (gene srek1ip1). The coding region runs from base 169 to 693 and encodes 174 amino acids. The record is from RefSeq and is a predicted model, not a curated record. Gene Ontology annotation, molecular function: zinc ion binding; nucleic acid binding. The transcript is spliced from 5 exons. Lineage: Eukaryota; Metazoa; Chordata; Actinopteri; Beloniformes; Adrianichthyidae.
GGGGGCGAUAACGUGCCGUUGAUCCGUGAAUGAGGGAGCAGGAACAAGAGAAGGUGGAACGCAGUAAUUUCCAGAACAAAUGUUUCCGGACGACAUUAUUUUCCUGUGGACAGUGUUGGCUCGCGCUUAACUUUUUUAUUUUGUACUUCUUUCGUCGUGUGAAAAUCAAUGGCUGUACCAGGACCAAAUAAGGACAAUAUCAGAGCUGGAUGUAAAAAAUGUGGAUACGCGGGUCAUUUAACAUUCGAGUGUCGAAACUUUGUGCGAGUUGACCCCCAGAAAGACAUCGUUCUGGACGUAAGCAGCACCAGCACCGAGGAGAGUGAAGACGACAUUCCUGUUCCUCAGAACAGAGAGAAGCUAGCAAGGAGCGGUCAGCAUCAUAAAGGUUCUGACGAUGAUGAUAGAAAAAAGAGGCGUAAAAGGAAGAAGAGCAAGGAGAGAAAGUCAAGAAAAAGAUCAAGUUCAUCCUCAAGUGAUGAAGAAACUCCUAAAAAGAGGAAGAAACGCAGCAGAUCCCAUUCGGCUUCAGACCAAGAGGAGAAGCGCAAGAAGAAGAAAGACGGCCACAAGAAGAAGAGCAAAAAGACCAAAAAGGAACACGGGAAGCAUCACAAGAAGAGACUAAAAAAGAGAAAACAUGCUUCAUCAUCUUCCUCCUCUAGCUCCUCUGACUCCUCAGAAUCUGACUGAAAUGAACAAUAAUGCAGAUUCUGCAUUCGUCUUUAGCAAUUUCUGAUCUGGUUCCAUUCAAAUUUUCAUCGGGUUAAAGUGAGUCUAAAGUCUUUUUUUGGCAAAGUACAGAAGAAAGAAAUAAAAAAUCAGGUGCAUCUUACAGUAACUUAUAGAAUUUCUCUUAUUAAACCCUUUUGUCUUACAUAGAGACUGUUAUUUUUGGGAAAAAAAAUCUACUAAAAGUGAAAGUUAUUUUAUAGUUUUCUGUGACGUUUGAAGUUUUCCCAUCAGACUGUCUCUUUUAGUUGAUCGAGUAAGUCUUCGUAUUUUAGUUAACUUUGUGUUUCACUGGGGUAUCACUAAAGAAAAAGCUGUUUUUUUUUGUUUGUUUGGUUUUUUUUUCUUUUAGUAAAGGGAAUUUUAUGACAAAUGAUUUCCCUAUCAAAUUCUGUAAUUUCUCAAAAUCACCUGGACAUAACUUGAAGCCCAAAUGGUUCCUCAUUUAUCAUGUUUUUCAUUAUUUUCAUUUACUGUCUGAAAUAUUUUAUCUUAGUAAAAUGUACUUUGUUGAGUUUUGUUUGGACAUUGCUUUCUGUCUAACCUCCGGAAGUUAUCAAACAUUUUUCAAAUAUUUUCUCCACUCUUCUAGUUCCAUUUCACAUUUUUACACAGCUGUUUUAACUUAUUUUUAUAAGGAUCUUAAAAAAAAAAUCAGUGAAAGAUGACGAGUAAUAUACAAAGGUAAUGUUCUGUAAUUGUCUGAGCGCUGUGUAGGUGGCAGCUUGCUACAAAAGUUCUGUUCUUGUAAAGGCUUCUUGUAAAAGUUUCCAUAGUUGGAUAAAUGUUUCAUCCUAUCUGAACCUCAAUUUACAUUAAACAGGUUAAAAUCAAGAAGUAGAAAGAGCAGAGUGCAACACAAGACAGAUUAUAAAAACUAUUAUGUUUUCCCAGGUAGAGGGCAGCAACACACUA